This is a messenger RNA of Brettanomyces nanus, 366 nucleotides long. RefSeq lists its product as uncharacterized. The transcript is spliced from 2 exons. The record is from RefSeq and is a predicted model, not a curated record. Bases 1 to 366 code for a protein of 121 amino acids. NCBI's taxonomy places the organism in Eukaryota, Fungi, Ascomycota, Pichiomycetes, Pichiales, Pichiaceae. Gene Ontology annotation, cellular component: endoplasmic reticulum membrane; intracellular membrane-bounded organelle. Gene Ontology annotation, molecular function: heme binding.
AUGUCUACUGAUGAAGUGUUGAGGCACAACAAAAAGGAUGAUCUGUGGAUGAUUAUUCACGGUAAUGUGUACGAUGUCACAAAGUUUGUGGACGAGCACCCUGGAGGAGAAGAGGUUCUGUUGGAUGUUGCAGGUACUGAUGCUACCGAUGCUUUCGAAGAUAUUGGUCACUCCGAUGACGCCAGAGAAAUUUUAAAGGAUCUGUAUCUUGGUAAGGUUGAUGGUGUUGCUACUACUGCUUCUACUACCAGCAGUGGUAGUGGUGGUGGUUCAAAUUCUUUGGAACCAACAAACUCCCAGAUUCCAUUGUUUGCCGCUCUUGCUUUGAUGUUGGCAGUUAUUGCUUACUUCUACCAUCAACAGUAA